Messenger RNA from Rotaria sp. Silwood1, 1260 nucleotides. NCBI's taxonomy places the organism in Eukaryota, Metazoa, Rotifera, Eurotatoria, Philodinida, Philodinidae. The record is from the annotation of a GenBank genome assembly.
AUGAUGUUGAAAAAAAUUUUUGCUAUUCUACUCUUAAUAGUUCUUUUUAAUGGUAAUGUUCAAGGACAAUUUCGUCGAUUAUUAUAUCCAAAUGGAAAACAUAGUAUUGUUAAAUCUAAUGAUGAUCCUGGCGAACCUCUAUUUCUUACACUUUAUAUUGAACAAGGUGGACCUGGUGAAACAUCACUCUUCGGUUUAUUUAAUGAACAUGGUCCUAUUCAAAUUAAUACUGAUGGAAGUUUAUCUGAACGUUCUAUUACAUGGAAUUCAUUAUAUAAUCUUUUAUAUAUUGAUAAUCCAGUUGGUACUGGUUAUAGUUUUACAUCAAAUGAUCAAGGUUAUGCUCGUUCACAAGAUGAUGUUGCACGUGAUCUUUAUUCAGCAUUAACACAAUUUUUUCAAAUAUAUACUGAUUAUGUAUCAAAUUCAUUUUAUGUUACUGGUGAAAGUUAUGCAGGAAAAUAUGUACCAUCAAUAGGAUAUAAAAUUCAUAUUGAAAAUCAAAAUCCACAAGUUAAAGUUAAAAUUAAUUUAGUUGGUCUUGCAAUGGGAAAUGGAUGGACAGAUCCUUAUAGGCAAUAUGUUUAUGGACCAUUACUUUAUCAGAUUGGUUCCAUUGAUAAUGAACAAUUAUUUUAUGUUAAUCUUCAAUCAGAUUUAGUACGUUAUGCUAUUAGUCAAAAACGUUUUUCUGAUGCAUCUAAAAUAUCAGAUUCUCUUUUUUAUGGUGAUUUAAUGAAUACAUCUUAUUUAACAAAUGUAACAGGUUUAAGAGCUUAUUAUAAUUAUUUACAAACAGAUGUUACUCCUAAUAUGAAUAAUUAUGUUAAAUUUAUAACAAGUGUUGAUCGUCGUCGACAAAUUCAUGUUGGAAAUUUAACAUUUCAUGAUGAUAAUAAAGUUGAAAUAAAUCUUAUAAAUGAUGUUUUUCAAAGUAUACCAUCCCAACAAUUAACAGUAUUAUUUGAUAAUUAUAAAAUUCUUAUUUAUAAUGGUUUAUUAGAUAUAAUCUGUGCGGAAAGUUUAACAUUAAAUUGGAUUUCUGAUUUACAGUGGUCACAUUCAAAUGAAUAUAAGAAUGCCACUCGUCAAAUAUGGAAAGUUGAUUCAAGAGAUGAUCAAAUAGCUGGCUAUAUUAAAAUAGUUAGUAAAUUGAUGUUAGCUUCUAUUCGAAAUGCUGGACAUAUGGUACCAACUGAUCAACCACGUGCUAUGUUUGAUUUAUUAAAACGUUUUAUUGAACUUACUUUUAUUAAUUGA